AUGCAGUUGUUGCCCAAGUUCUCUCCACUCGUACUCGCUGUGCUCGCCCUGGCGAGCGGCGCAAGGGCGACGCCCGUCGCUGCCGAUGUUAAGGUCACUUCCGACGAGGUGAAUCCAGCAGCGUACCUCGUGUCCCAUGAGCAGAUGAUGUACUGGAUCGCCAACACCGACGCCGAGCUCACCUUCGUCGGCAAACCGAUCAAUCCGCUCACCCCUCGCUCAGCACAAGACACCACUGUCACCUACUGUAGCGACCGCAUCGACGACGUCUGUGGCGGCGCAUGCACCGUGUACACAGGCGGGGCGACAUGUCUCGAUGCACCAGACACCAACUGCCUCGCGGCCACAAACAAUGUUGGGUUCUGCGACCGCAGUGGUUGCGGUCAUAGCUGCAACCAGCUGUCUACUUGCGGCACACGCCUCGACAAUGGCUUCUGCUACACCCCGGGAACAGCUUCCAUCUUAGUUUCCGCUGCUUGA
Dichomitus squalens LYAD-421 SS1 is the source of this 480-nucleotide messenger RNA. RefSeq lists its product as uncharacterized. The record is from RefSeq and is a predicted model, not a curated record. NCBI's taxonomy places the organism in Eukaryota, Fungi, Basidiomycota, Agaricomycetes, Polyporales, Polyporaceae. The coding region runs from base 1 to 480 and encodes 159 amino acids. The transcript is spliced from 2 exons.